Molecule: messenger RNA, 1104 nt
Organism: Penicillium daleae
Lineage: Eukaryota; Fungi; Ascomycota; Eurotiomycetes; Eurotiales; Aspergillaceae
Exons: 4
Coding region: 1-1104 (367 amino acids)
Cellular component (GO): Golgi apparatus
Molecular function (GO): antiporter activity
Source: RefSeq, a predicted model, not a curated record
AUGCGGAAGAGCGAAGAACAACAGGAAGCAGAGCUGGCUCUGCUUUCCAGCGAGGAUGAUUCGGCUUCCAACACCAGUCUCGACGACCUUGAAGCCAACCGAAGAGACGAACCGAUCACCAACCACAAUACAGCACCAGAAUACCAGACACCAACAACUGUCAAAUUUAUAUGGCUGACAUGCUACUUCGGCUUCAGCAUGGCGCUGACAAUAUAUAAUAAACUGGUUCUUGGAUCCUUCAAAGCGCCUUGGCUCUUAACAUGUCUUCACACAUCGUUCAGCGCGCUUGGCACAUUCGUGAUGUUAAAGCUAGGAUACUUCAAACUGUCCAAGUUGAGUCGUAAAGAGCAUAUCAUACUGGUGGCGUUCUCUGUUCUAUUUACGACCAACAUCGCCAUGUCGAACCUAUCACUAUCUCUCGUUUCGCUCGCAUUCUUCCAAAUCAUUCGCAAUACUGUCCCUUUAUUUACCGUUCUGAUUUACCGUCUGUGGUUUUCGCGGACAUAUGUAACUGGUACUUAUCUAUCCUUGAUACCGAUCGUCGCUGGUGCCGGGAUGUGCACUGCGGGGGAUUACCAUUACUCCUGGUUUGGUUUAAUUGUCACGAUUUCGGGGGUGGUUCUGGCAGCGGUGAAGAUCCUCUGUUUCUUUAAGACCGUCACGACAAAUCGCCUCCUGACCGGUUCCCUAGCUCUUCCCUCCAUGGAGCUUCUAUUUCGAAUGGCGCCUCUCGCUGCAGUUCAGUCAUUACUAUUUGGGAUCGUAGCAGGCGAAUUGCCUGUUGUCUCGCAAGCCUUGUCCGAGCGCACGGCCGAUGGUUCAAUUCUCCGAACCAUGUGCACUAUUGCUUUUAUCCUCGGGAACGGUCUACUUGCUCUCGUGCUCAAUAUCGCUUCGUUCCAAACAAACAAAAUUGCGGGCGCGCUUACGAUUACAGUGGCUGGAAAUCUGAAACAGGCCAUCACGCUAGCACUGGGAAUCAUCGUAUUCGGGGAUUUCACAAUCAAUUUGCUAAACGGAAUGGGCAUUUUCCUGGUUCUUGCUGGAUGUGCAUUCUUCAGCAAGGUUGAGCUAGAUUCAAAGAAGCGUGCAGCUUCUUCAUAA